UCGUAGGUUUUUUGUGAACCAACACAACAAACAACAAGAAAUUAAAAGAUUACAUGAAGUUUUUAAUAGGACUGGAACGUGGAUGUUUAUAAUGAAAGUUGUUAUUGUUUGUUCAGGAAUAAUACAGGCGAUAACAUUAUUCUUUCUGUAAGACUGUUUGAAACCUGUGUCUGGGAAUUUCUUUUUCAUUUGUGUUUGGACAGGUUAUGAGAAAUGAAGCUAUCAAUGAACCAGAGGUACUGGUAACAUCAUUUUAGCACCACAUCGUUGUUGACAGAAGCAAAAUGUCGGCUGGAGAUGAUAAAGGACCGUCCGUGGAUGUGGGCGUAACACGCAGCGCUGUCAAAGAUAAAGCAGCCAUGUUUGGAGCCACGAAGCCAGCCGUGGUGAACAGGCCUGGCAAAUCGGUCCUCAACAGGUUUCCACAGGCCAUGGCAAACGAUGAUAACAACGAAGCAAGCAAAACCACACCCGGUUACCGUGGUGUUAACAAGUUCCAGGCAUCACCACCGGGAGUUGCUCCAAAGACUUCCCAGAGUGCAGAAAAGAAACCUCCACCUGUCUUCAAUAAGACUUCACCUGCUAUAGCUAACAAACCUGUUUCGAAUAAUUCAACAUCAUCAUUUGCUAAUAAGUUAACACCCAUUUCUAACAGUUCAACACCUCCUGUUGCUAACAAGCCAACACCUUCUGUGGCGAAUAAGUUCACCCCCCCUGUUGCUAACAAGUCACCCCCUUCCACUGCAAUCAAGACUACGACAGGUUUGGCCAACAAAAAGGUAUGGACUCCACCAAAUAAAACAGUUGAGGAUCAUAACCACAAUGUCAAAGGUGUAGCAGACACAAACAAAACUUUUCAGAGUAAGACAUCAGGUCCUCAAAGCAACAGUAACACUUUCUCUGGGAGUAAAAGGGUGACCAGCGUAUCGUCAUUUCAAGACAAGACAAACACUUCCACUGAUUCCGACAACCGCAGGUCAUCUUCAGAUGGUACGCUCAAAGAGCUUGAUAAUGACAAAAAUGGCAACCUUCCAGAAAGCAAUGAAAUUCUGAGUAACCUAAGAAAUCAGCUCCGGGCAUCAAAGACUCGCAAUAGAUCUGCUGACCCAGGUAAGGUUGUUCUUCAAAGCAACAGACAGCGAGCAUCUGAUGACGUAGCUCCUGUUGGUUCACCACCACAAACAGGAGAACUUCCUGCUAACAGCAACAAGACCACAAGUCCAACAGAGAUUCUUAGAAAGACGAACACAAAGAAAAGGAUUUCAGUAGUAGCCAAUAUCAAAAGCAGACUUAGUGAUGAAAAAAAGUUUAAACUGAUCAGCAAAGGAACAUUGAUAUCAAGUCAUGAUGCCCCCAACAAGCCCCGCAGACCUGCUGAUAUUGAUAUCAGUAAGAUUGUACAGGAGUACGAAGCAGCUGUCAAAGAAUUGCUUGAGGAAGAGGAAGACCUAUAUGAUGACGUGGAAAGCUUUGCCCGUGGUUCCUGUCUCGCAAAUCGCGUCUCAUUCAUACCGGACAUGACGGAAGAAGAAGAAUUGGGAUCAGACCAGACGAGUGGUUCGGGAUCAAUAUCAGCAUCAGGCUCUGGUGGUGGUUUCAAGCAGAUACUAGAUGACACACCAGUUGUGGAAGGUGAAAUGGAAGACGUGUAUGAAGAAUUUAUUGAAGACAUGCUGGAUUCUCCGUCAGCAGCAGAAUUGAAAGAAAAGGAAAAGGCAGCAAAUGAGAAGGAAGAAAAAGAAAGACAGAAACGUGAAAAAGAAGAGAAGAAGAAGAAAGAAGCAGCUCGAAAGGAACAAGAGAAGAAAGAAAAAGCUGAAAAAGCUCGGCAAGAAAAGGAGAGGUUAGCUAAGGAGAAGAAAGAAAAGGAGAAAAAGGAAAAGGAAGAGAAAGAGAAAGAGAAAAAGAAAAAGCUUAAGAGUGAAUCGGCUGAUGAAACCAGCACCAAGGGAAGCACUAAUGGAGAAGCCGCCCCUGGAGAAGAGGAGUAUGAUGAUUGUUCUGCAAUGGUGGAUGGCGUGAUGGAAGAGGAAUAUGCAGAUGUUGACGAUUUCGUUUCCAGUUCUAGUACUUCAUCUUUGCAAACUACAGACAAAGCAAAAGAAGAGAAAGCAAAACGUGAUAAAGAGGACAAAGAAGAAAAAAAGAAGAAAGAAGCAGCUCGCAAAGAGGAAGAAAGAAAGAAAAAAGAAAAGCAGAAAGAAGAAAAGGAAAAGUUAGCCAAAGAGAAAAAAGAAAAGGAGAAAAAAGAGAAGGAAGAAAGAGACUUGAAGAAAAAAUUUAAGAUAACUGGAACAGAGGAGAAAAUGAGCAGUGGGGUUAUCCUUGAAGAUGUAAAGGGAGGUAGACAUGACCUGGCUGUAAGUAAAGGAGAUCUAGUUGAUAUUAUGCGGAUGGACAGCAAUCCAACAGGAAAGUUCUUAGUCAAGUCAGAAGACAAUAGAUGGGGAUAUGUAGAAUCCAGCAACAUCCAAAUAGAUACAGAUUGCAUUAAAGAGAUGACAAGUGCAGCUGUACAUGUCAUGAAUAGUAGUGAAACCUAUGUGAACGUAGAAUCACCAAUCACUGAAUCGGGAUCAGCCAAAAUUUCUGAUGAAGAAUCAUCAAUCCAAGAGGAAGUGUACGAAGACUGCUCAUGACAAAACAACUGCUCAGUUACAUUCAAGAAAUACUUUUCCAGUUAUAUACUGGAAUAUAAUGGAGAGUUCCACUGCUUACAAAGACUACAGUACAAUUAUGUGUUCACGCAAGACAAUGUACCACGAUUCCAUUGUUCUUUCUGAUCAUUCCAUUCAUAAAGAAACAUACUUCUUAAACCUGUGUAAAGAUUCUUUACCAUUCAAUUUUUUCCUUGACUGUGAUGUUAACAAUGUUGAUACAAGAAUGUUUAAUGCCCAAGGUUGGCACCAGAAAUGUAUAUCCUAGAAACUUUUGAUGAGACAUUUUGGUCUUCUAGUUGAUGACUUGGUUUAUCUAAAAGUAGCACCAACCAUUGAUACGACAAAGUAAAUAAGCCAUUUACUUUUCUCGUUUUGUUGCCUAAUUCAUUUCUUGGUAUAGACUAAGGUAUCUGUUUGUUUUGUUUUGUUUUGUUUUAUUUCUAUUUGUUGUUUGUUUGUUUUGUUUAAUGAAGAACUUCUCCAGUGCUAUAUUUAUGUAGGGUGAUUUAGUUCUGAAAUUAAAACUGAUCAAAUCAAAGAUGUUUUGUAGAUCUAUGUACAAUUAACAUGUAAAUGUCACUGCAUAAUAUAAGUAUUAAUAGGAGACAGGGCACAGCCCUGGGAAUGAGAAAUGGCUAAGUUUAAUAUAAGUAUUACAAGGAGAUGGGACAUUACCUGGAAAAUAAGAUAUUACCAGAGAAGUAGGGCAUUUACCUGUGGAACAGGACGUAACUGAGUGUAACCUGGUAACAUUGUACAAAAGAAGUGCCAUAUGAUUUUAACAGUGUUCAUCAUGAGAAAGUCUCAUAUUUGUUAUCAUUGUUGUUUAGUGUCUUUUGCAGACAUUUUAUUUUAUGUAUGUACUCCUAACAUCACCUUAUUUAUCAAUGACUCAUAACCUAGUUUUAGUCUCAACAGUGAACUUAAUGGCUUUAGUUGCACAUGUUCUGUGAUGUAAAAAAACCCAAUUGUUACAGAUAGUACAAAUGUGUUUACUGUAUUUUUCUAUUCUGUGACUUUGGUCAAAUGAGCACAAAAAGGAUGAGAUUUUGAAGCAUAAACAUUUUAAGAUAAA
Molecule: messenger RNA, 3735 nt
Organism: Gigantopelta aegis
Lineage: Eukaryota; Metazoa; Mollusca; Gastropoda; Neomphalida; Peltospiridae
Product: axoneme-associated protein mst101(2)-like
Exons: 19
Coding region: 285-2639 (784 amino acids)
Biological process (GO): integrin-mediated signaling pathway; protein localization to plasma membrane
Cellular component (GO): plasma membrane
Molecular function (GO): protein binding
Source: RefSeq, a predicted model, not a curated record